CCCAUCUCAAGUACUUGCAUGUUUCACCAGACCUCCAAUGGCCGCGCGACAGAAGUUGCAAGUGCCUGGCGGCUCCGCUCCUUUGUCCCGAAACAGCUCCAAGAAGCUCACGCGCUCAGGGUCGAAACUGGGCAAAGCCUCGAAGUCCUCCAGUCGCCUCCCACAAGAGCCCGCGCUGCCGGGCGGCUGGCAGACCUCCACUGAUCGUUUGAGGUUCUUGCAGAAGCUGGAUCGCCAUGGCCCGUACCGGGAGAACGAACGCCUGGAGCGUUUGGAGGCGUUGAUGGAGCUCAGGGCGCAUGCGCUGAGGUAUCAGAAUUGCUGGCACCUUUGGAAAGAUGAAGAGGUGAGGGAUUGCCUGCUUGAUGCUCUUGAAGCACCCGAUCCAGAGAGGGGAAAGAGCCUCUAUGUGGAAGAAGGUCCACCUCCUAAUCACCCUUCUGUCCGGACAGCAGCCUUUGGCAUUCUGGUCCAGCUGGCCUUAGAUGAGGCGGUACGAGAAGAGAUGGCACAACAUGAGUUGCUCCGAGCCAGUGUGGUUGAAGCUUUAAGGCCGGAGAUGAAGGAAGAUACUGUAAGUGGGGCCAGCCUAGAGGGCAGUCCCACAGCAAGUAAUCCAGCAAGUCCCGCAAGUAGUAGGCCUAUGAGCCCAACUUCAGUAGGUAGUCCAACAAGCGCAGAAGAUGAGACAGUUGAGAUUGAGAUGGGAACUCCGAUCCCAGCUCAAAGCCGUGCGCAACAGCUUCUGGCAAUGUUGCUACCGUCCCGAGUAUGUGCGAAAGUGCUUCAAAGAGCAGCUCCAGAUGACGAAGACGAAGACGAAGACUUCAUUUGGAUGGAGGAGAGUGAAGAAGAGGAGGAGAUGGAGGACGAUCCGGUGCUCGACCCCACCAAGGACCCCACGGGCGAGAUGAGCAGUGACCUAGGGCAGAUGGACUCGGUGGACAAGGCUGAAGCUCAACCAGAAGCGCCAGCAGAGGCUGAAGGAGGCGCCGAAAGUGAGGCUGAUCCAGAUGCCCUCCUUGCAGAGGUGGAGGACAUUUUGACCGCUAAAAAACCCUCUUCAGACGAGGAUUUGUUGGACGCCUUGGUCACUGCAGCAUGUCCAGAUGCUGAGCAGUUGCUGCAGUUGGACUCUCUUCCUCCAUGGCGACCCGGUGCAGCGCUCGCGCGCCGGCUGGACUCACUGUGGACCCUCGCAGCGACACGGGACAAUGCCGAGAGCGGGCAGCUUUGCAGGUUCGAACGCGUGAAAGAAGCCUUGCUCUUCGGUGCCGAUGUGACACAGCCAGAUUGUGUUCGGAUCAGCGCGCUUGGUGCAUUGACCGCUUUGAUGGCGAGAAAUGAGAACAAGCAAUCCAUGUGGCAAGAUCCAGAAGUGCAAAAAGUCUUAGUUUCAGGUGCUGCAGACCAGAUCUUUGCGCCGAGUUCAGAGGUGUCUCAGCACCAGCUCCGCCCCCAAGCGACAGAACUACGCUUGCAGGCCUUGUUAGGCUUAUCGAUGCUAGCUGAAUGCGAUGAGCUUCGCCCAGAGAUUUGGCAAGACCAACGACUGGUGGCCUCGCUGCAGGAUGCCGUCGAGAAGCCAGGACCCUUAAGACCCAUCGCUUUACAAGUGCUUCAGCACCUCUCGCAGUCGUGGGAGAACCGGGAGGACAUGAUCAAGGCGGAGAUCCCGAAGCUCAUCGGGGCAGCACUGCCAGAGGUGGACAAGCGCAUGGCACGGGCAUGCGAAAUCACGCGUGACCGGUUGCUGGCAGCUUGAGUGCAUGUGACCAGCUAUGACUAAAACAGCUGCGUUCGAUGAAUAAAACAGCUGCGAACUCGCAAGAAGUCUACCCUCCUUCCAGGAAAUCAUGGAAGCGGACCAGGACCCCCGGAUGUAGAGG
Durusdinium trenchii is the source of this 1889-nucleotide messenger RNA. NCBI's taxonomy places the organism in Eukaryota, Dinophyceae, Suessiales, Symbiodiniaceae. The record is from the annotation of a GenBank genome assembly.